GACGGCAGCACACAUCCAUGCACCGUGGACGUAUGCGGUGGUGGAGUGGGCCGCAAUAUGGCGGAGGCUCUGUGGCGACUGCGUGGCGGGAGAGUGCGCCUGCUCACUGCUGUGGGCGACGAUAGUGAUGGCCGCUACUUGGCAAGUGUCGCCCCUGGGCUGUUGCUUGACGGAUGUGUUAUCAAAGAUGCGCGCACACCGACCUAUGCCGCAAUAUUGGACGCCAAAGGAGAAUGCCUGAUGGGCUUAGGAGAUAUGGGUUUACACAGCCACAUAACUUCAGAAAUGGUGGAUAAGCAUAAAAAGGUGUUACAGCAAGCCCCCCUUGUGAUAUUCGACGGCAACAUACCUGAAUCCACAAUGGAGCAUGUUAUGCAACUUUGUAACAGCAUGAAGAAACCAGUACAAUGUGCUUACCCAUCAAAUGGCUAUAAAAAUAUAAGUAUCAUUCGGACGGACUAA
This is a messenger RNA of Ostrinia furnacalis (Asian corn borer), 462 nucleotides long. RefSeq lists its product as uncharacterized. Gene Ontology annotation, molecular function: hydrolase activity, acting on glycosyl bonds; pseudouridylate synthase activity. Gene Ontology annotation, cellular component: cytoplasm. The transcript is spliced from 4 exons. Lineage: Eukaryota; Metazoa; Arthropoda; Insecta; Lepidoptera; Crambidae. The coding region runs from base 58 to 462 and encodes 134 amino acids. The record is from RefSeq and is a predicted model, not a curated record.